UUUCUUUUCCGGGCCGGUGAUUGGCAGCUUCCGGAGCGAAUCGGAGCCUUGCUUUGGAGAGGCCAAGCCAAGGAGUCCUGCCUCUUCGGGGCUUCAGCAGUCUGGCUGGUUUGGGGCAAAGUUUCCCGGGAAAAAACGAGGCCGCAAAAUGGAGUGAUGGAACCAAGCGGAUCCCACUGUUUCCCACAUGAUCUAAAACUCUGCUUCGCAAGUUGGAAAGAGAAUGUGUGAAUAAGCAACAAUGGAAAGAGCCAAUGGUGCCAGCCUGCAGCUCCAACCACUUUCCACCAAAGCUCUGCCAGUCCAUGAGGAUUUCUUCUCUUACAAGGAAAACCUGAUCGGUGCUUUGCUGGCCAUUUUUGGACAUCUUGUCAUCAGCAUUGCUCUCAACUUGCAGAAGUAUAGUCAUAUCCGGCUUGCAGGCUGUAAAGAUCACCGCGCGUAUUUCAGAACCAAGACAUGGUGGUGCGGACUCUUCUUGCUGCUCCUGGGGGAGCUCGGAGUCUUCUCUGCCUAUGCCUUUGCACCCCUUUCCUUGGUUGUACCCCUGAGCGUUGUGUCAGUUAUAGCAAGUGCAAUCAUUGGAGUCAUAUUCAUUAAGGAAAAAUGGAAACCCAAAGACUUUUUGAGGCGCUAUGUUUUGUCCUUUGUGGGCUGUGGCCUGGCUGUGGUUGGGACGUACCUGCUGAUCACCUUUGGGCCAAACAGCCAUGAGACCAUGACAGGAGAGAACAUCACUAAACAUUUAGUGAGCUGGCCAUUCCUUUUGUAUAUGCUGCUGGAGAUCAUCCUGUUCUGCCUACUGCUGUACUUCUACAAAGAGAGGAAAGCUAAUUAUAUAGUCGUGAUUUUGUUGCUAGUUGCACUCCUGGGUUCCAUGACUGUCAUAACAGUGAAGGCUGUGGCUGGCAUGAUCGUGGUUUCGAUUCGGGGGGAUUUGCAGCUGGGCUACCCUAUUUUCUACAUCAUGGUGGUUUGUAUGGUGGCGACGGCAGCCUUUCAGGCAACGUUUUUAACCCAAGCAUCACAAUUGUACGACACAUCACAGAUUGCCAGUGUGGGUUACAUCCUGUCUACCGCAAUGGCAAUAACUGCAGGUGCAACAUUCUACUUGGACUUCCUUGGGGAAGACAUACUCCAUAUUUGCAUGUUUGCUUUGGGGUGCCUCAUUGCAUUCUUGGGUGUCUUUUUGAUUACUAGAAACAAGAGGAAAUCUAUCUUUUUUGAACCUUACAUUUCGAUGGAUGCUAUGCCAAGCAUGCAGAAUUUGCACGACAAUGGAACAGCAGUCCAGCCUGACCUCAAGACCUCUUUUUCCUAUGGCGCCCUGGAGAGCAAUGACACCAUCUCGGAGAUCUAUGCUCCUGCCACGCUAACAGUGGUCCAAGAGGAACACGGCUCCAAAGCAGCUCCGUACAGAGCCGUGGAGCACAGCAAAAGGGAGUGACUGCCCUGAAGGACUGGGCAUAAUGUGCUUCCAUGCAUGUGGUCCAUCAUAUUUAUUUAUUUA
Messenger RNA from Anolis sagrei ordinatus, 1510 nucleotides. RefSeq names its product NIPA like domain containing 3 (gene NIPAL3). Lineage: Eukaryota; Metazoa; Chordata; Lepidosauria; Squamata; Anolidae. Gene Ontology annotation, biological process: magnesium ion transport. Gene Ontology annotation, molecular function: magnesium ion transmembrane transporter activity. The record is from RefSeq and is a predicted model, not a curated record. Gene Ontology annotation, cellular component: membrane.